CUAAGCGAUGUGGCCGAGGAGAAAUGGUCCGCCAUGUGUACUGUAUGACCAACAAUAAAGGCAUGUAUCUCGACGACAGCGAGUGUGAGACUAGUAAAAAGCCUGCAACCAUUGCCACAUGUGUCAAAAUGGCAUGCCCUCAACCUCAGUGGUUCGUCCACGAUUGGACUCAGUGUGCUGGCCGUUGUGAGGAAGGAUGGCAACGACGUCAGGUCGAGUGUAAAACCCACGAUGGCGAUAGGAGUGAACAGUGUGAUCCGAACAGUCGUCCUAUAGAUGCGAGGAGGUGUGACAUGUCGUGCGAGGAGGAGCUAGCUACACAGGAUGAAUGCAUUGACAACUACAAUUUUGCGUAUUGUCCGCUGGUGUUGAAGUUUCGAUUUUGUGACAGAGAAUAUUUCUUGAAGAUGUGCUGCAAGACUUGCCAUAUAUCCGGUGCUGCCGGCUACAGUUGAUAUUAAAGCACUUGUAGGUCGAACAUUUACAUAACCAGUUAGACACUGUGAAAGAUAUGUAUUUUGUCGUACUACUUCUUAAUUUAAAUCUAUAAAACUGUAUCAUUGUAUACGUUUGGGUCUUGGCUGAUUUUCAUGUUAUUUUUUUCUCAUAAUAAAUUUA
Messenger RNA from Ruditapes philippinarum (Manila clam), 618 nucleotides. Its product is annotated as A disintegrin and metalloproteinase with thrombospondin motifs 6-like. The transcript is spliced from 3 exons. Gene Ontology annotation, molecular function: metalloendopeptidase activity. Gene Ontology annotation, cellular component: extracellular matrix. NCBI's taxonomy places the organism in Eukaryota, Metazoa, Mollusca, Bivalvia, Venerida, Veneridae. The coding region runs from base 24 to 455 and encodes 143 amino acids. The record is from RefSeq and is a predicted model, not a curated record. Gene Ontology annotation, biological process: extracellular matrix organization.